Molecule: messenger RNA, 1205 nt
Organism: Dictyostelium purpureum
Lineage: Eukaryota; Evosea; Eumycetozoa; Dictyosteliales; Dictyosteliaceae
Exons: 2
Coding region: 1-1131 (376 amino acids)
Biological process (GO): L-tyrosine catabolic process
Molecular function (GO): 4-hydroxyphenylpyruvate dioxygenase activity
Source: RefSeq, a predicted model, not a curated record
AUGGAAAAUAAAGAAAGUAAAUUAGGUUAUUUAGGUUUUGACUAUGUAAAUUUAUAUGUAGGUAAUGCUCUUCAAGCAGCAUCAUACUAUAUUACAAAAUUUGGUUUCCAAAAUUUGGCUUAUAAAGGUUUAAAACAUGGAGAUCGUAGAUUAUCAACACACGUCGUCAAACAAAACAAUAUUGUAAUUGCAUUUACAACUUCCACAGAUAAAGAAGACAGUGAAUUUUCAUCACUUUUACAAAAGCAUGGUGAUUCCAUUAAAGAAAUAGCAUUUACUGUUGAAGAUUGCAAAUUUGUUUAUGACCACGCAAUUUCAAAAGGUGCAGUUUCAAUUAAAGCCCCACACGAAAUCUCUGAUGAAAGAGGUACUGUCGUAAUGGCCACAAUUGCUACUCCAGUUGAUGACGUUGUCCAUGUUUUCGUGGAAAGAAAGAAUUUUAAAGGUGCCUUUUUACCAGGUUUCACUGAUGAAGUUUUCCAAGAUCCAAUGUCAAAUAUUACCGGACCUGUUAAUCUCCAAUUAAAUGACCACAUCGUUUAUUGUUUAGAGAGUAAUGAAAUGGAUAAAUUUGCCCAAUGGUAUUAUGACGUAUUAGGUUUCCAUAGAUAUUGGUCCGCAGAUGAAUCUAUUGUGCAUACAAAAUACUCUUCUUUAAAUUCUACAGUUGUUGCUGAUUUCAAUACAUCUGUUAAAUUGGUAAUCAAUGAAGGUGUCAAUACAAUUAAAAAGAGCCAAGUCCAAGAAUUUGUAGAUUUUGCAGGUCGUGGUUGUCAACAUUUUGCUUUAGUUUCAACUGAUAUCAUCGAUUCAAUUGAAAAAUUAGUCAAACGUGGUGUUCAGUUUAUGCCAGUUCCAAAAACUUACUACAGUCAAUUAAAGAGUAGAUUAUCACAAUGUUCAAUUGAAGUUAAAGAAGAUAUCAACAAAUUGCAAGAGUUAAAUAUCUUUUUAGAUUUUGAUGAGGAUGGUUACCUUCUUCAAAUUUUCACCAAAACUGUAGAAGAUAGACCAACAAUGAUCAUUGAAGUUAUUCAAAGAGUUGGUCAUAACUUUGGUUUUGGUGCCGGUAACUUUAAAGCAAUUUUCAAAGCCAUUGAAACAGAACAAAAACAACGUGGAAAUUUAUAAAACCGAAAAAGAAAAAAACAAAGUAUUAUAAAAAAAAAGAAUUAAUUUAAAAAAUAAAUACAUUGUUUUGAUUC